AUGAGACGCGAUCUGACAGAAGACCGACGAAAAGAGCUGGCGGAACGCUUUCCCGGUGUCAUGGUCAAAGAAGCACCAGUUCCCCAAGCUCCCAAACGGCAAGCCGCUCCGGAGUACCCCGUCAAAAAACCAAGCGGUCUAAGAACUGCAGUGUUCGAACUCGAUAAAGAUGCUACAACCAAAGAUGACGCACUGGAGGUUAAUAUACGCAAGCAGUUCCCCUGGGCAACAAUCGCACCCAGUGUCGACGUGACUACCGGACCAAGAAAACUGGAUGACGUAGAAAUCCUGCUACAGGAUCUUGCGACGUUCACGGCCGACUACCCUCCGGACGGAGUGUUCGAUGUUGAUAUACCCCACACUCCGAUGUGGAAACAAGUUCCCCUAACACAACGAUUCCGUUUUGCCUACGCUCGAGCGAUACAAGUCGGUCGUUGCGGGGAGGUCCGACAACCUGCCACGCGCUGCGGGCAUUGCAAGAUUCACAAUUUCACCUGUAAAGUCUUUCGAAAUGACUUCAUAGAAAGAGCUGCGUCAACAGUUGGCAUCAAUCUUAGUAAAAGAUGCCAGCAUUGUCGCCUGUUGGGGAAAAGAUGCGAUUUACAGCCACGUUCACGUUCGAUUUUCCCGACAGCUGGAAACAAUUUGGGAUUUACUGAAUCUACUGGCGUAGCAAGAGGAAACUCGAUGGGUCUGUCCACGGAGGCAACUGUCGCAUCGACACGACCCUCACGCCAGCCUAGCCUUGCAGACGGAACCAGCAAGGAACGACUGCCGUCCGUUUCACACCCUUUGAGCGGCAAAUUCAAUAGGAGAGGUGAUGUUGUGGAUCUCGGCAGGCAACUAGGUCUGACCCUUCAGCAACCUGACGUCCUUUGGUCAAUUUACGACGGGUGGGACAGGACUGGGGAAAUACGUGCUAAACCCGAUCACAUGGACUUACAAGAUUAUUACAUCUACCUGGUGGAUCUGAACAUCAUGGCUCGAACCAUUGGCAACCGCAAGCUGGAGUUUGUCACACUUCUCAAGUUUCAGGUUACCAUCUUCGAGCAACAGGACUUACCCGAAAUCGAUAAGUCCGUAAUCAGGGCAUUUAAGCAUCUCCCUGUUGAUGCCCCGCUGUGCCGAUGGAUUGUUAUAGUCUUCUCCUACGAUUGGGACCUUGUCAAAGGCGGAGACUACAACAAGUUUGUCGAGAAGAACGUCGAUCUCGACCCCUUGGCUCUCAGCAAAUUUCUAUACGGGGUGGCCUAUAUACGAGAUCCAUAUACCAAGGGCGGCAUUGAGGCCGUGCUUCAACGGUUCUACGAAGUACACGACCAUUCGCCAGGUUCCGCGGAGGACAUCCAGUGUAUGUUCGCAAGAAGAGCAUGCGAAAACAUCAUGGAGGAGUCUGAGCAUUUGGAAAACAAGAGCAAAAGCGCACAGAAUAAAUCAAAGAAGCGAGCACUUGAUGAAUGCUCCGGAUCCAAGAACAGGAAGAAGCUCAAGCGAAAUGGUCAGCAGCAUGGUACGUAA
Molecule: messenger RNA, 1518 nt
Organism: Didymosphaeria variabile
Lineage: Eukaryota; Fungi; Ascomycota; Dothideomycetes; Pleosporales; Didymosphaeriaceae
Exons: 2
Coding region: 1-1518 (505 amino acids)
Source: RefSeq, a predicted model, not a curated record